Messenger RNA from Gloeophyllum trabeum ATCC 11539, 293 nucleotides. RefSeq lists its product as uncharacterized. The record is from RefSeq and is a predicted model, not a curated record. Bases 9 to 185 code for a protein of 58 amino acids. NCBI's taxonomy places the organism in Eukaryota, Fungi, Basidiomycota, Agaricomycetes, Gloeophyllales, Gloeophyllaceae. The transcript has a single exon.
CGGCAAACAUGGGUAUGGGUGUGGGUACCGGUAUGGGGCAGAACCUUGGUAUGGCGGGUGGCAUGCUGCAGCAACAAUUCUCUACGGGGGAUACAGGGUUUGACCAGGGCGCCGUGAGCUACGAGAUGCUUCAGUCAUUUAUGCAGCGGAACGUGGACAGCGCCGGGGGCGGAGGGGGUAGCUGAGGUCAGUCGUUAUUCCUAUGACAUCCUUGGCAGACAGAUGGUGGCUCGAUGUACUUAUAAUGUAUGAGUGGAGUGUAACUGUGUAAGAGUACAGUACCUUCCGUGACA